Linnemannia hyalina is the source of this 327-nucleotide messenger RNA. The record is from the annotation of a GenBank genome assembly. NCBI's taxonomy places the organism in Eukaryota, Fungi, Mortierellomycota, Mortierellomycetes, Mortierellales, Mortierellaceae.
AUGGCCCGCUCAACAACCCUCCUCCUCCUCACUAUCUUGCUCCUGACAACCUUCCUCCCAAUCCUCAACCACCACAUCCACGUCUUGGCCGUACCCGUCCCCAUCCCUGUGCCCAUCAUCCCCACCACCACCGACGAGCCAGCCCUAGCAGUUGAGCACCCCAACCCAUCAACCAUCGAGAGGCGGCAACUCCUAGGAGGUCUUCUGGGAGGACUCCCCAGCUUCAGGAACGAGGGUGGGAACGCUGUCCAGGGGGGUGGUAGUGAGCAGCCGGUGACGGGUGGUGUUGUCCCUGGCUGGAAUAAUGUCAACAUUGGUGGCCGUUGA